Messenger RNA from Linum trigynum, 3000 nucleotides. NCBI's taxonomy places the organism in Eukaryota, Viridiplantae, Streptophyta, Magnoliopsida, Malpighiales, Linaceae. The record is from the annotation of a GenBank genome assembly.
CCCAUGUGAAAAUUUUCUGAAUCUACCACUGCCCAUAACCCAAUUAAACUCAACCCAAACUCCUCGAUUCACAACUCUAACUUUUCUAAGUCUACACUGAUAUGACAACUGACAAGCAUGCUCCAAAUUAAAAGAAUUUUAAAAAAAAUUGUUUUUAAAGAUAAACCCCCUUCGUAGAAUAUCACGCUACGCAAUCUACGGGAACUCCGCGAGAAAAAAGACAUGGAGACGUUUCAAGUGCCACCACGGUCGGCCAAUGCGGUAUCGCCACGUUACCUGACUACUGACUUUGUUGUAAUUUUCUUCUCGUUUUCUUCCUCUUUCUUCGGAGGAGAGGGAACGAAAAAGACUUUUCCCUCUCUUUCUCCUUCUUGUGUUGAAAAUUUUGGCGGGCAAUCGUAGAGGAAUUCAAAUCAAAAUCAAAACCCUAGCGGAACCCUCAUCAAAUUUCCCAUUUCUCUUUCCUUCCCCUCUUUCCCUCUGUCACUCUCUCUCCGCGGGAAGUUUCACUGGCUGCUCCAGGUGAGUUCAUCUCUAUGUUUCCUACGAUCCGAGCGCUCAGUGGGAAUUACUAGGGUGAAUGAUUUCUUCGGAGCUAAUCCUUUGGUAUUUGACCGAAUUGAAGUUUGUUUACCUCACAGGACUGACUGGAAGCUGGAGGGUGGUUCAUGUCUCCUGAUUUCUUGAAUUCGUCGAGGAAGGUUAAGACUUAACGCUCGUUUUCUUUGAAUUCGAUUUCUUUCUUGAUGUCGCGGACUCUGUUCCUACCCUUCAUUUGCUGUUCUGUGAUGGAUUCAAGGAAGUAGUUGAAAUUUUGUGGCUUCAGGUAUCGGUUAUAUGUAUGGUCAAGUUGUUUGGUUCCGUUGUUUAUUGAAAAGGAGGGACAAUCCUGCUGGUGAGGAAAAUAGGUUGCUAGAGGAGCCAUGGGGAAAGUUUCUCCAAAAGAUGGGGACUCUGACACUCCUAGACGACGAAGGCGGUUGCGGAGUUCAAGUAGCAGGUACCUGAAACCUGGCGCUCUUGCUCAGCUGCGAUACAGCAAAGCGUCGGUGACAAAGUCAUGUACCGAUCUAGGAAGAAAGAGGGUUGCUGUGUUUGGCACCGAGAAGACAGAUGUCCUUGACAAUCUUGCUGUGGAAAAUAAGUUGGCUGCUCAUGACAAUAGUCCAUUGUUACUCUCCCCCGUGAAUUUGUUCAAACAGAAUCGCGCCGAGAGGACACCUAGGACGCCUCGUGUUGAAGAUUGUGAAUCUGAGUCGAGGCUGGAGUCUCUUCCCAUGGAUUUGCUGGUUAAUGUCCUGUGUCACCUUCAUCAUGACCAGCUAAGGGCAGUUUUCCAUGUUUCUCGAAAGAUUCGGAAGGCUGUCGUGAUCGCCAGGCAAUUUCAUUUCAAUUAUACCACCCCAGAUCGUUCCAGACAGGAGAUAUUGCGAACAAUGACACCGCUCCCUGCAGAGCACUAUCCUUUUGUUGGGAAGGGAGAUGGAAAGAGUGUCUUACUGCCAAGCCCUCAUACUCCUAAAGCACCAAGACAAGGUCCCAGGCCACCUUCUCGCCUGAAAAUCACAGAGAUGAAGCAAAUUGCAGCCGUGCUUUUCCAGGAUUCUGCUUUCCCCCCAAGAUGUGUGGUUCCUUCUGCUCUGUCCAAACCGAUAUGCAAGUCUUUGGCUUCUAAUCGUGUUCUCUUCUAUGAGGAUGAGUUAUGCCAUGCUGUUGCUCAAAAUAAGCUUCGGUAGUAGUCCAGUCUUUUUCUAGAACUCUGGUUUCCUCCUUGUGUAUAGUUUGCUCUCUCUAAGCUCUUCAGCUAGUUUUAGUCAGGAAAGGGAAGGUACCAAUUUUGUGGUGGACUAAACCAGUAGUUGGGGUAGCGAUUGUUAGUUCAUCAUAGUUGCCUUAGGAAUUGAACAGGAGUGUGCAAUGCAAUAAUAGUGGUCUGAGGCUAGUUGGUAACUUGUAUAUAUUCUUAUCUAUACAUAGAUAUUUUGAGAAGGCAGCUGAGUUUUCAAUGAACCAACUAGUGCUUGCUUUGGAAACUACUUGCGAUUGUUGUUUGUUGCAGUAUAUAAUUUCUAUUCAGGCCUUUUUUGGUGUAUUCUAUUUUUCCUUGUACUCGUUUGGUUUGUUAAUCACAAUCCAAUUAUAACUUUCUCAUGGCACAUUUUAUGCAAUUUGGUUAUUCUGCUCACAAAGGGAGAUAGGGUUCCACAUCCCACCUAUAUAUUUGGAUAGCUAGGGUUUUUUUAUUUUAAGAAGAGAAUGGAUAACAAGAAAGAGAGGAGCCAAAUAAUCUUUGAGGUUGUCUCACAAGUUAAUUGAGAUUUAAUGUCCAGUUACUUUUUUUUUCUCCUUUUCUUUCUCCCUUGGUCUAUGAGAUGAGAAUAUUAGUUUAGAUAUUCCCAAUAGUUUUUUGGUGCGUUUAAAUACUUGUUCGACGCUUACUAAUACGUGUUCAUUUUUAUGUGAAAUAUUUCUUGAUCUUAGAUAUAAGAAUACUAGUUCGACACUUUUGAAUAUUUGUUCGACGCCUUGGAAUACUUUUUGGCACUUUUGAGUACUCGUUCAACGCCUAUGAAUAUGUAUUGUCGUAUUCAUAGAUGUCAAACAAGUAUUCAAAAGUGACAAAUAUGUAUUCAAACGGGCAGAACUAGUAUUAAAAGCUUCCAACAAGUAUUCUCAUCUCUGAUACGAAUAAAUAUUCCUCACAAAUGAACACAUAUUAAUAGGCGUCGAGCAAGUAUUCAAUUGCCGCCAAAGUAUUCAAAGUUUUCGAACAAGUAUUCUCAUCCCUGAGACCUUUGAAAUGAAGAAAAGAAAAAAUAAAUAAAAGAGAAAGGUGAUUGACACCAUGGUUGUCAUGCCGGUGACAUGCCGGCCGGUUGAACCUGGUUCAACCGGUGUCGGUCAUGAAAUCAACAUGAACACCACUAGUAUGACUAGUGAUGCUCUAAAACACAACACCUAACAAAGGCCAAGUGUAACCAAUGAAAGGGACUGCAGUAU